AUGUACGCCCUCUCCAUGCUCUUCACGACCCUCGCGUCCCUCGCGGCCGUCUCCGCCGGCGGAAACGUCCUCUUCUCCCAGGACAACAUGCGCGCCACUGUCUACUAUGACGUCGCUUCUGGCGACCAGUGUGGCCAGCAGAACGGUGGCCCCUUCCCUGCCGACUGGGCCGUCACCUCGGGCAUUAACGACGGUAUCCCCAUGUGCCAGAACCUUAAGAAGGGUUCCCUUAAGCAGAUCAACUCGAACCAGAUCGUCGCCAUGGACCACAACAUGAUGGUCGCUCACCCCGACUGGUGCGGCAAGGAGGUCAAGGUCUACCGCCCUGACGGCUCCGAGGUCACCAUUGACGACGGACCCCUCGUCCUCUACGACGGUUGCGCCGCCUGCAUGACCCAGGGUAUCAUCGACCUUUCCGCCAAGGCCUUCAUCGCCGCCUCGCCUGACCGCAAGUGUGGCAACAACCCCGAGGGCCUCCGCGUCGAGAUCCUCGACAACUCCCCCUGGGGUGGUGACUCUGGCAGCGCCCCCGAGCCCCCCAAGUCUUCCGAGGCGCCUGCUCCUUCCUCGACCCAGGCCCCCGCCCCCACCUCUACUGAGGCCCCCGCUCCCUCGUCCUCCACUGGUGGUGUCCCCGAGCCUUCGGCCGUCUCGUCCAUCGUCAAGUCUGCCGAGCUCCAGGGCCACAACUUCAAGGCUAAGCCCACCACCGCCUCGGUCAAGAGCGAGCAGGUCUCCUCGACCAUCUCCAUCCCUGACGAGAUCCCCACCUCUGUCCAGCCCGACCAGGUUGCUCCCACCUCCGGCUCUGAGGCCCAGUGCCAGUACGGCAAGUGGUCGUGUGACGGCAAGGACCUCCAGGUCUGCAACUACAUCACCAACGACCUCCUUGACUGGGAGUGCGUCUCCACUUGCGAGAACUACUGCGAGGUCAAGGACAACGGUAUGGUCACCUGCCAGUAA
Molecule: messenger RNA, 963 nt
Organism: Trichosporon asahii var. asahii CBS 2479
Lineage: Eukaryota; Fungi; Basidiomycota; Tremellomycetes; Trichosporonales; Trichosporonaceae
Exons: 1
Coding region: 1-963 (320 amino acids)
Source: RefSeq, a predicted model, not a curated record